Molecule: messenger RNA, 2590 nt
Organism: Bufo bufo (common toad)
Lineage: Eukaryota; Metazoa; Chordata; Amphibia; Anura; Bufonidae
Product: synaptotagmin-1-like
Exons: 9
Coding region: 120-1310 (396 amino acids)
Biological process (GO): synaptic vesicle endocytosis; regulation of calcium ion-dependent exocytosis; regulation of dopamine secretion
Cellular component (GO): axon; dense core granule; synaptic vesicle membrane
Molecular function (GO): calcium ion binding; syntaxin binding; phosphatidylserine binding
Source: RefSeq, a predicted model, not a curated record
AGUUGGUUAAGGGGACAGAAGUGACAAGAAAGCACAGCUUGUACUGGUGGAAAGGACAUACUGCAUGGUCGUGGUUGUGCAUAUUGGAAGGGGAAUUUUUCCUCUAUCCAAUUACAAUAAUGUCUAAAAGCACGAACACAACUCACCCAACGUCGGCCACCACCACCCACAGCUCCACCGGCUCAGUGAUCCUCGACUGGAUUAACAGCAUUUUAAACCGCAUCCCUUUACCACGAUGGGCCAUCUACACAUUGUUUGCUGUGGGACUCUUCUUAAUUCUUCUGUUAAUAAUCUGCUGUUGCUGCUGCUGCUGCAAACGGAAGAAGAAAAACAAGAACGAUAAGGAGGCACUCAAACUUAAGUCUUUAAAGAACAGCACUGUUGCAAGCAUGGUCCAGCCAGAUGUAGAAGGUCUUAUAGGAUCAAAGGAAAAUGAUUACCGUGGACGACUGCAAUAUUCUGUGGAGUAUAACUUUCAGAGAGAGGAGAUAACUGUGGCAGUGAAGCAAGCUGCUAACCUGAAGGCUAUGGACAGCGGAGGAACAUCUGACCCAUAUGUCAUAGUCUUCCUCACUAACGACAUCCGCAAGAAAAAUGAGACCAAGGUGUACCGCAAGACACUCGACCCUACUUUCAACGAGUCAUUCACCUUCAAGCUCCUAAAGUCGGAAAUAGAAGAUACAGAGGUUGUGAUGCAGGUCUAUGACUUCAAUCGUUUUUCAAAGCAUGAUGUUAUCGGUGAGGUGAGGCUGCCUCUGCGGGACAUGAAUCUACAGCAUGUCAUCGAAGAGUGGAAAGAGCUGAAUUCUGCAUCAUCUACGAAGCAUGAACGGCUUGGAGAGAUCUGCUUCUCACUAAAAUACAUCCCGGUGACCUCAAAAUUAAUCGUUGUUAUCCUUGAGGCAAAGAAGCUUAAGAAAAUGGACAAUGAUGGACUUUCAGACCCAUACGUAAAGGUGCAGCUUGCUCUGAAUAAGAAGAAGUGGAAGCGUAAGAAGUCACGAGUGAAGAAGAACACGCUGAACCCAUACUUUAAUGAAGAGUUCACCUUUGAUGUGACUUUGGAACAAAUUCAGAAUGUGGAUCUUAUCAUCUCUGUGUGGGACCACGAUAAAGUCAAUAAGAAUGAGCCAAUCGGGAAGAUAUUUCUUGGCUGUCGAGCUUCUGGAAACGCUUUAAGACACUGGUCGGAUAUGCUUGCACACCCACGAAGACCAGUAGCUCAGUGGCAUAAUCUUCAGCCAGCAGAGGAAGUUGAUAAGACCCUUGCACUGAAAUCUCAGUUAAAACUCCCUCUACCCAGAAGAUAAUGGAACUCCAUUGAUGAGGUUUCUAAAGUCUGAAGAUUUACCAAAGAGUCAGACAAUGGGAUACACUUUUUCUGAGGUUCCAAAUAUCUACCAGUAACUCAUACAUCGGUCACCCAAGUGGUUCACUUACAGUUCCAUUGGACAUUUAGAAUCCACUCAUAUAAUGACUCCACCCAAAUAAUACUUAGAAAGGAUUACUUACUCCAGGAUCAGGGUUGUCACAAUACCAACAUUUGACCUUCGAUUUCGAUACCAAGUAAAGUAUCACGAUACUUGAUACCAAAUCGAUAUGAUGUAAAAAAAUAAUAAUAAUAUAAAUUAUAAAUAUAAAAACCUUCCAUUAUUUGAAUGUGCCAGCAUAUGGAGUUAAUGUGUGAGGUGGUACAUGAUUGGGUUAAUGUGAAGCACAUCAUGGAAAACUAGAUUGAUAAAACCAUGUGCCUCACAUUAAUAGUAACCCAACUAAGUACUCAUCACGUAAUGGACAUAAUAGGCAACAUGGGGUUAAUUUGUGGAGGUACAGGAUGGACUUGAUAGGGCCACUUACUAUGAGGCACAUGGAGGUACUAAAGUAAUAACACCCUGUGCCUUGUAUUACUAAUAAGUGACCUCCACCAUUUAUCUCACAUGAUGGCAAGUUGGCUUCAUUGGGUUUAAUGAGUCCUUGGUCUCCUCUAUCACACUGGGGCCCCUGAGUUCUUUUAUUUAUUACACUGGCGCUGUGCUUGGUAAGCUGCGAGAAGGCAGUGGAGCUGUCAAACAGCUGGUCAGCGGGGGUCCUGUCCUGGUAUCCCGAGGAUAGGUCAUCAGUAUUUAAAUCUUGGGAAACCCUUUUAACUGCCCAGGUAUUCAUAAACUGUGAAUUAGGGAGAAGAACAUAUACAGUAUAUACAGUAUUACUACCUGCAGCACCAUCUGUCAUUGUGUAUAAACAUAUCUGUGUGUGUUUGUUUAUUUUACACUAAACUUUAUUAACAACAUCACCCAGAGACAGGCAACCAUUUUACAACAUCACCUAGAGACAGGCAGCCAUGUAAGUGCAAACAGUGAUGUAGUUACUGUAAUAACCACAAUAAAAAUAAUAAUUUCAACACUAGUCCUACUUAAUUAUCACAUGGAUGUGUCCUGUGUGCAUGAUUCAGCACAUUUAACGCUGCUGCUUACUGAAUGUCAUAAAUGACAUGAUGUGUAGGGUGUUAUGCCAUAGAUACAUUACACAGGACUGAUACAUGGGUUAUACCAUUUUACAGUAUAUAAGGGUCAACUGUCAUAUAUACGAA